Molecule: messenger RNA, 450 nt
Organism: Caenorhabditis elegans
Lineage: Eukaryota; Metazoa; Nematoda; Chromadorea; Rhabditida; Rhabditidae
Gene: F13H8.12
Product: MSP domain-containing protein
Exons: 4
Coding region: 27-413 (128 amino acids)
Source: RefSeq, marked reviewed
AUUAAUUCUUUUCAAAACCUAUCAUCAUGACAACACUUUCGCAAGGUGAUCAACAAAUGAUAAUAUUCGAAGAUGAUACUCGCGAUCAAACGAUGUUUUUGGAAGUAGCAAAUCGUUUUCAAAAACGAAUGAAGUUUGGUUGGGAGACUAGUUUCGGACCAUUGCUCAAAGUGAAUCCGCCGGUUGGCAUAAUGGAGCCAGGAGAGACUAAAUCGUUUGAAAUUCAAUUUAAUGGAGGUCAUCUUCCAAAUACGGAUGUGAUGGAUGCAGAUCACUCGGUGAAAAUGUGGUUGACGCCGGCGGAAACUAGAAAGAGAAGCUUAGAGAACACAACAGUCCAAGUUCCGAUCAUUUUUGCUGUUCAUGUGCAACCGAAGUGUGUUAUGGAAUUUGAGAACUGUACCAAAAACUGAUUAUAAGUCAAUAAACUAUUUCGAUUCACUGUUAAAA